GGUGUCGUCAGUACGCCCGGUGGUUUAAACAUAUCAUACUACACAAGUCGUAAACUAUUAAGUAUUGGCAUACUUUUGAUAAGCUUUUGGUCACUCUGAACUCUGAAGAUAACACGUUUGAACAGUAAAAUUGUCUAAAUAUGUAAGAAAAAAUUGAAUAUUUUAUCGUGAAAUGUGUAAAUUAAUGUUGUUGCCGCAAAAUAAUUACACGCGCAAACGAUUCCGGCCAUAUUAUCAAGGUCCGUGCUGUCGUCAUCACUGAUAUUUCUAUACGACCGCGGUCGGUGACGCCGUUACGCCAUCCAUGUUAUCGGCCUACUACGGUCAGUUUUAUGCAUAUACCGUAAUGAGCCACAGCUUUUUCAUCGUCAAAUAGUCCUUCACCGUCGUCAAGUGCUCGUGCCACACACGUUUUAAUAUAAUAUGUCGUGUGCAAUCCGUUCCGGAUAGAUCAUCGUGUUGAUGUGCAGCGUUUUAGCGUUCAUGACCGUCGGCAUCAGCAAUGCGUCAGUGUAUCAUAGUAUAAUAAUGUACUGUAGUAGGUACUUAUUCAAAUUAGUGGAAUCAUAAUCACUGAUCGGUGUUAAAACUAGUUAGUACUUGACAGUUCCAUUUUGAAUUCCAUCGCUGUCAAAACUGAAGUUAACUACAAAACAAAAUAGGAGCCCGAUGUGGCCCAGUGGUUGGCCGCAGUGACUUCUGUAUGCUGCAGUCCAAGCAUCGUUCGGCUUCAGUAGCACCCGGAUGGGUUACCACCCGGGUUUCUAGCGACGAAUUCUCGCCCCACAUACACACGUGUUCCUCAACCAACCAAUAGUAAUUCUCCCCACGAAAUGCUAAUUGCCAUAGUUGAAGAUAGUUUAGAGUUUAAAAACAAUAAGAGAAAAAAAAUAUCUUCAUUUUAGAUUCAGAGCGGAGCGAUUCAUAGAUUCUACAACGAUGCGUCAAUAAACGUGAAAAUGUAAUACAAUGCUCUUGAUAUAUUGUUACAAGUUUACAACAGCAGUUGAAAAAUAUUAAAAAUAUAUAUCCGCAAAAUUUUUUUAUAAGCAUUUAAAAUUCGAAUUUUGACAAAGUGUAUCAAAUUUAAAAUUUAAAAAUCUUUAAAAGGUCCAACUCUUAUAGCUAAGGAUUGAAAAUUCCACGUAAUUAUUUUUCGUACAAAUUUGGAUGAAAUUAGAUUUAUAAACGAAGAAGUAGAGAUGUGAGUGCUGUACAUUUACCAGGAGUUAUGUCCGUAAAAGAGAUGGAUUCCGUAAAACAUGUUAUACCACGGACAAGUGGCCUAAAGAAAGUACUGAAAUCCAACGGAUGUAAGCCUACAUUAUAUACAAACAGCUGUCAUACUCACGGUUUCUUUGAAUUCCUACAAUAUUUACGAAAUGAAAAAACGUUAUGUGAUGUAAAGUUAGAAACAGAUGACGGUGUAAUUGUGUGUGCACAUAAAGUUGUCUUAGUUUCAGCAUGUACAUAUUUCCGUUCAAUGUUCACCAGUUUUGCCGAAGGGGAUAAAUAUGUUGUAAAUAUAAGAGAUAUAGAUUCAAACAUUUUACAACUGUUGAUUGAUUAUAUUUAUACUUUCAAAAUAAUGGUGACCGAACAAAACGUAAUGGGUUUGUUACCAGCUGCUAUAUUCUUACAGUUGGAUUAUGUAAAAGGUGUAUGUGUUAAGUUUUUACAAAAACAAAUGAAUACUUCAAAUUGUCUUGGUAUUAAAGAAUUUGCUGACUUUUAUAACUGUAUGGAAUUGUUGUCAAGUUCUGAAGAAUACAUAAAAACACAUUUUUCAAAAUUUGUUGAAACAGAUGAGUUUCUAUCUAUGUCUUCUGAAGAAGUGAUUAAUCUAAUCUCCCGUGAUGACAUUAACGUUCCAUUUGAAGAAAAAAUAUUUGAAUGUGUUAUUAAUUGGGUAAAACAUGAAUUAGAUAGUAGAAAUGACAGUUUGCCUAAAUUAAUGGAACAUGUUCGUUUGUCAUUAGCACCCGAAGAGUAUAUAUCAAAAAAUGUAGUUGAUGAACCUCUUAUUAAAAAUAAUCUUAAAUGUAAAGAUUUUGUCAUUGAGGCUUUAAAUUUCCAUAUCAUAAAGAAACAUCGGCGCAUUACUAUACCACACACAAUUCGUAAUUCACCUAGACAGACUGGACUUAAAUUUCUUCUUGCCAUGUCAUCUAGGUUUGGGAAGUGUGAUACAGGCUGGUAUGAUCCAGCAACCAAACUAUUGCAUAGAACAAAAAAAAUGAAAAUAGGAUUUAAUUUAUGUGCUCUUGCCUUAAUAAAGGAUCAUUUAGUUUUUGCCUUGAAUUGCAAUGAACCUAAUUUAAUAUCAACUAAAAUGCUGGAUUUAUCUUCACGAUCACUUCAAUGGAAACCAUCUGUUGACAUGUUAGUCGAUCGAAAUAGUUUUGGGAUUGGUGUCUUAAAUGAUCUUAUAUAUGCUGUUGGUGGAAUUACUGAUUUGACCAUAUUAAAUGCUGCAGAAGUUUUUGACGUGAGUGUUCAAGAAUGGCGAUUAAUAGCUAGUAUGUCUACUGAGAGAAUGGACCCCGGUGUUGGAGUACUCAAUAAUCUUUUAUACGUGGUAGGAGGUUACAAUAACGGAUUUUCUUUGAAAUCUGUUGAAUGUUAUGAUCCCACCCUUGAUAUAUGGACACCAGUCACACAAAUGUCUACAAGUCGUCGAAAACAUGGUAUAGGAAUCUUAGACGGUGUAAUGUAUGCUAUUGGUGGUAGUGAUCAGGAAAAUGAUAAAAGGGUAUAUCUUAAAAGUGUUGAGGCCUAUAAACCAAUUACUAAAGUAUGGUCUUCAAUUGCCGAUAUGCACCUAUGCCGUUCCGAUCCAAGAGUUGUCACAUUUAAUGGUUUGUUGUAUGUUAUGGGCGGAUUCGAUGGAUCCACUCGUUUGAACUCUGUCGAAAUAUACGACCCCAAUAACAACACGUGGACUAUGGAACUAUUUCCAAAAUGUGUAGAGGUAAUUAAAGGUGCAGUAGUCAUUGAUAUGCCAUCACAUUUGAGAACUUAUUAGCUUCUACAUGUUCCCAUUGUUGGUUGUUGUACAUUAUAUUCAUAUUAAUUUAUAAUACAUGAAUAUAAUAUGUUAAGUAUUUUAUACAUUUUGAAUUUGUUAUUGUUUAAAUAAAAUUGUUUUUAAUAAAUUUAGUUGACUAUUAUAUUAUUAUCUCUCAGUAAACUUCUGAAUAUAUCAUCCACAUAUUUUUUUUAAAUAUUCUACUUAAAAUAAGGUUAAUUUAUUUGCAGAGUAGGUAAUAGUGUAAUACUAUACAGUUGACAGCAGUAUGACAAAAUUUUAUUUUUUAAACAUAUUUUCAUAAUUUUACA
This is a messenger RNA of Metopolophium dirhodum (rose-grain aphid), 3339 nucleotides long. RefSeq names its product ring canal kelch homolog. Lineage: Eukaryota; Metazoa; Arthropoda; Insecta; Hemiptera; Aphididae. The transcript is spliced from 15 exons. The record is from RefSeq and is a predicted model, not a curated record. Gene Ontology annotation, molecular function: protein binding. Bases 1232 to 3025 code for a protein of 597 amino acids.